UGAUGCAUGUAACGUCGGUGUGGGGAGUUGCUUGGGCAUUAUAGGGGCUAAAGCGUUUCCGCAGAGUUUUGGGGAUUGCAGAAAAAUCAUCCUCUGACAAGAUACAACAUUUUGGGAAGAUAAGCCACUGGACAAUCACAGCACAAAGCUGUUACAACACCAAUCUGAAUCUGACUGCCUUCCUCUGCCAAGCCACCCAGAUUUUUGACACAAUGUGCGACUUCACACAAUUUGUGCAAGAGACACUCAAGUGGCACCAGGAGACGUACGAGGCGUUCCCGCUGGACCCAAACAAGGAGAACAACGUGCGCUUCUCGGUGCGCGGCGCGAUAUUCUCGGCCGUGCGGCCCACUCCGUUCCGCUCGGCCGUGCGGCUGGCGGCCGCGUCCGAGUCGGCGCUGGCGCUGCUGGACCUGGAGCCGGAGACGGCGCGCCUGCCGCACUUCGUCGACAUCGUGGCCGGCAACGACGCGCUGCCGGGCGUGCCGACCCUCGCGCACCGCUACGGCGGCCACCAGUUCGGCUACUGGGCCGAACAGCUGGGGGACGGUCGCGCCCACCUGCUCGGCGAGUACACCAACCGGCGCGGCGAGAGGUGGGAGUUGCAGCUGAAGGGCUCCGGCCGCACGCCCUACUCCCGGUUCGGCGACGGCCGCGCCGUGGUGCGCUCCUCCGUGCGCGAGUUCCUCUGCUCGGAGGCCAUGCACUUCCUGGGCGUGCCCACCUCCCGGGCGGCCACUUUGGUCAUCAGCGACGACCGCGUGCCACGUGACGCCUUCUACGACGGCCGUCCGGUGCUGGAGCGGACGGCCGUGGUGCUGCGGCUCGCGCACUCCUGGUUCCGCUUCGGUUCGUUCGAGAUGCUGGCCACGGACGGUGACGUGGAGAACCUCCGACUGCUGGCCGACUACGUCAUCCAGCGGCACUUCCCGGACAUCGACCUGGCGGCCGACGACAGCUACGAGCAGCUACUGCACCGGGUGGCGGCAGACACUGGCCGCAUGAUCGCCGCCUGGCAGAGCGUCGGCUUCGCGCACGGGGUGAUGAACACCGACAACAUGAGCAUCCUCUCCGUGACCAUCGACUACGGCCCGUUCGGCUUCCUCGACGCGUACGACCCGGACUUCGUGCCCAACCACUCAGACGACAUGGGCCGCUACACGUACGGCAACCAGGAGCGCAUCGGCCGCUGGAACGUGCAAAAGCUGAGCGUGGCGUUGCGGCCGCUGCUGACGACCGAGCAGGCGGGCCGGCUGGAGCGCGCGCUCGACACCUACAGCGAGGCGUUCGCGGCCGAGUGGCGGCGCAGAUUCAGCGCCCGGCUCGGUCUGCCGGCGAGCGCCGAGGCCGAGCGGCUGGCGCAGCGUCUGCUGGCGCUCAUGCAGCAGACGGCGGCUGACUUCACCAUGACGUUCCGGCAGCUGGGCGACCGGGCCGCCAACCCGCGCUACGUGCUGCGCAACUGGGUGGCACAGCGCGCCAUCGAGGGCGCCGAGCGCGGCGAGUUCGACGAGCUGGAGACGCUGCUGGAGAUCCUGCGCGAGCCGUACCGGGAGCAGCUGGCGGCCGAGGAGAGCGGCCAGCCGUCGUCGCGCCAGUCGCGCUAG
Pollicipes pollicipes is the source of this 1607-nucleotide messenger RNA. Its product is annotated as protein adenylyltransferase SelO, mitochondrial. The coding region runs from base 213 to 1607 and encodes 464 amino acids. The record is from RefSeq and is a predicted model, not a curated record. The transcript is spliced from 6 exons. Lineage: Eukaryota; Metazoa; Arthropoda; Thecostraca; Pollicipedomorpha; Pollicipedidae.